Molecule: messenger RNA, 852 nt
Organism: Zasmidium cellare ATCC 36951
Lineage: Eukaryota; Fungi; Ascomycota; Dothideomycetes; Mycosphaerellales; Mycosphaerellaceae
Exons: 1
Coding region: 1-852 (283 amino acids)
Source: RefSeq, a predicted model, not a curated record
AUGAACAUUCAGCUCGGUUCCAUGCACAACGGCAAAAGAGAUGUAUGGGCCACAACUCUCGUCGUCGUUGAAGAUAGAAAAUAUCAUGUCCUUCAAUACAUCCAAGAAGAUCUCUCACCGACCACCACAACAAUGCAAUCCUACAACCCAUACCCCUUCAGCUUCCUCUGCCAACCCGGCGCAAACCUCAUCACCCUCUCGAUAAACGACCGGGACAGCAAAAACGACGACUACCUCAUCGCCCCCGGCGCAACGCCUUUGACCCCUUUAUACCACUUCCACUACACAGACCGCAAGAAAGACUCCAGCUACAAAGUCAAAGUCGAACACUACGGCCAUACCCAAAGAAAAGUAGCCACAGUCCGCUGGACACCCGGCAACGCCCCACAACUGGAAUUCCCCUGGAUGACAUGGGACUGCGCUUUCCUGCAAGCCAAUGAAGACGGCCAACAAUGGCUCUCGGACGUCGGCACGCUGGAAGGCCAUGAUCUGGAGUUCCAAUACAUGGGUGUCUUCCGCGACGGCUUCGUCACGCGGUGUCUGGACGUCACGGAGGCGUACGUGAGCGUGUGUGGGAUCAUCAUGACGAGCUGGAAUACGGGGAGGAUAGAGAUCCCGGUGGAGAUUGUGAGAGAUUGGAAUGGUUUGGACGAGAUGGUUACGGUGGCGAUGACGGCGAUGCAGUUGCAGAGGGAGAUUCUUUGGGUUGGGGAUAGUGGGAAGAGGAAGGAGCCGAUGGCGGUGACUGGGGUGGCGGUGUCGCGGAGGUCGUCGUCGUCGUCGAGUUCGUCUUCGAGUGAUGGGGGGAGGAAGAUGAAGAGUGUGUUGGGCAAGCUGAAGAAGUUGCGGUAA